AUGAUAGUUGAUAACGCCACUUGCCCAACUUGUAGCAGAGGGGAGGAAACAGUAUUACACGUGCUAUGGGACUGUCCUGCUUCAAUAGAUGUAUGGGGAGAGGACUGCAGUCCAGUCAAAAAAUGGAGAAGAAACUAUGCUGACUUCAGAACACUAUGGUCUGAUUUUCAAUCCAAGCUUGAAGAAGGAAAGCUUCACAUAGUAACUGAGGUGCUCUAUGGCCUAUGGAAAAGGAGAAAUGAAGCUAUUUUUGAAGGAAGGUUCAAAAGCCCUUCUGUCACCUUUCAGCUAGCAUUGCAGGAAGUAGAAGCAACCAAGCUGACUCAGGACAAGCCGAGAGAGAGUCAAGCCAGACUAACAGCAGUGAUGAGAACCUUGUGGAGACCACCUAGAAUGGAUUACAUGAAAGUGAAUGUUGAUGCAGCCAUGGAUAGAAAAAUGGGAAGGAUGGGGAUUGGCAUUGUAGUAAGGGACUGUAAUGGUGAGGUACAUGUGGUGCUGGCCUCUCCCAACCAAAUAACAAGGUCUGCUUAUGUAGCUGAGAGCUGGGCCAUGCUUCGAGCUAUUCAGUUGUGCAGGGAACUAGGCUUCAGACAGGUGCAACUGGAAGGAGAUGCGAAGUUGGUAGUGGAUGCAAUCAAUUCAAAUACACAAGAUUCUUCAUGGGAUGGACAAGUGAUAGAGGACAUCAAAUCUGUAUUGAAAGCCCAGGCAGGGUGGUCAGUAUCAUUCUCGGGUAGAAGCAGCAACAAAGCAGUGCAUGAUACUCAAGACUAG
This is a messenger RNA of Carya illinoinensis, 777 nucleotides long. RefSeq lists its product as uncharacterized. The transcript has a single exon. NCBI's taxonomy places the organism in Eukaryota, Viridiplantae, Streptophyta, Magnoliopsida, Fagales, Juglandaceae. Gene Ontology annotation, molecular function: nucleic acid binding; RNA-DNA hybrid ribonuclease activity. The record is from RefSeq and is a predicted model, not a curated record. The coding region runs from base 1 to 777 and encodes 258 amino acids.